Molecule: messenger RNA, 645 nt
Organism: Moesziomyces antarcticus
Lineage: Eukaryota; Fungi; Basidiomycota; Ustilaginomycetes; Ustilaginales; Ustilaginaceae
Product: RAS-domain-containing protein
Exons: 1
Coding region: 1-645 (214 amino acids)
Biological process (GO): small GTPase-mediated signal transduction
Molecular function (GO): GTP binding; GTPase activity
Source: RefSeq, a predicted model, not a curated record
AUGUCACCGGCACCCAUCCGCAGAAAACUCGUCAUCGUCGGCGACGGCGCAUGUGGAAAGACCAGUCUACUCUGCGUCUUUGCCAUCGGCGAGUUCCCGCAGGAGUACGAGCCCACCAUCUUUGAAAACUACGUCGCAGAGAUCCGACUCGACGGCAAACCCGUGCAGCUUGCGCUGUGGGAUACCGCAGGCCAGGAGGAGUACGAACGGCUGCGUCCGCUCUCGUACUCGCAAGCACACGUCAUCCUCAUCGCAUUCGCCAUCGACACGCCAGACUCGCUCGAAAACGUACAGGUGAAAUGGAUGGAGGAGGUGCGUCAAAUAUGCGGUCCCUCGGUGCCCGUGCUGCUCGUCGGCUGCAAGAAGGACCUGCGCGAAGAUGCCAUCGCCAAGGGCAAGCCCGUCGAGGGCCACUACGUCGACCGCAACCACGCCAAGCAGGUGGCCGCCCAGAUCGGCGCACGCUCGUAUCACGAGUGCAGCUCGCUCAAGAACCACGGCGUCGACGCCGUGUUUGAAGCCGCCACGCGCGCCGCCAUGCUCGUCCGCAACGCAGGCGCCUCCUCCGGCGGCGCCAUCUCCCAGAGCAAGACCAAAGAGGCAUUACACAACGACGCUGGCUCGUGCAGGUGUGUCGUCCUCUAG